Molecule: messenger RNA, 987 nt
Organism: Colletotrichum chrysophilum
Lineage: Eukaryota; Fungi; Ascomycota; Sordariomycetes; Glomerellales; Glomerellaceae
Exons: 5
Coding region: 1-987 (328 amino acids)
Source: RefSeq, a predicted model, not a curated record
AUGCUCAGCUAUCCGGAGCCAGAAAACCGAGGCAAAUAUCUUGCGUACUGGUUAUGCUACAGGAACAGUGGCAGCAUCCUAGGCGGUGUUAUUAACCUCGCCUUCAACUACGAAGGCAAGAGAACAGGGAAGCUGGAUUGGCGAACGUAUAUCGUGUUUGUGGUCUUGCAAUGUCUCGGGCCCCUUGUUGCCCUGCUCCUCUCCCCACCCGAUAAAGUCGUCCGACGGAACGGCACCCGGGUCCAGAUCGUUGAGCGUAUUUCUGACUCGGCUGAACUCAAAGAGCUGGGACGUCUCAUGCUACGAAAGGAGUUCCUCCUGGUCACGCCAUUCUUCAUCUACGUCAACUGGUUGCUACCUUACAGCAGCUCCUACCUGUCACUCUACUUCACCAUCCGCGCGCGAGCGCUGGCAUCCCUCGUAUCUGCGCUUGCCCAGAUCGCCGGUACCGCUGCGCUGGGAAGCUUCUUGGACUGGAAGCGUCUCUCGCUGACCACGCGCGCACGGGUUUCGUAUGCGUUUCUGAUGGCGCUUAUCGGUGUUUGCUGGAUUUGGGGCACUGUUGUCCAGGCCGAUUACGCCAGGCACAAGCCCUCCCUUGACUGGGAUGAUGCAGGUUUCGGUCGGGGAUGGGCGCUGUACAUCAUGUGGCAGGUCAACUUUGCACUGACUUACAACUUCGGAUACUGGCUGGUCGGAUGGAUGUCGCGUCAUCCUAGCGACAUCGUCAGAUACACGAGCGCUGCAAGAGCUCUCGAAAGCGCAGGCCAGUGCAUCAGCUCCGGCAUCAGCUCGACGAGUGCGCCUCUGACAGCAGCUUUGGGUGUCAACUUUGCUCUCUGGGCUAUUGCUGUUGUGCCAGCCUAUCUCGUUGUUCGACAAGUUGGGGUUCGACACGUUGGCGCGCAUUCGACACAGGAGAGGCCAUCAGAAGCAGUUGGUUCACAUAAAGGGCAGCAGGAUCAUGAUGGUAGCGACGAAAUUUAG